This is a messenger RNA of Loa loa (African eye worm), 1242 nucleotides long. RefSeq lists its product as hypothetical. The coding region runs from base 15 to 734 and encodes 239 amino acids. NCBI's taxonomy places the organism in Eukaryota, Metazoa, Nematoda, Chromadorea, Rhabditida, Onchocercidae. The transcript is spliced from 6 exons. The record is from RefSeq and is a predicted model, not a curated record.
GAUUAAGUUAGCUAAUGUUUGAAAACGACGAGGAAAAGAGUAGUUCGGAAGAUGAUGAAGAAUAUGUACCAUCGAAUCCCGAAGAAGACGUCGAAGAUGAUGAACCAAAUGAGAACGGUGGAGGAAGUAGUAAUGAUGGUGAUAUGAUGAAUAGUAAUUCGAUGACAGCAUUACAGGAAUUAAAAGAGACGAAUAAAUCAGGGGAAACAGAAGAUGAACGACAGCUAAGGUUGAAAUCCUUGUUUGAGGAAUUCAUCGGAGGAAGUGAUGCUAAGCCAAAAUCAUCAAUCAGCGAAGCACUACCCACUUCCACUGCUGAUGAUAAACGAGUAUCGAUGAUUAAGCAUGAAAUUCCGGAAUUAUCUACGGAAACGGCUGACGACAUUUUCGGUGGUGUACCAGACAGGAGGGAUGUUUCAUUGAAGGACAAACCAGAACUUUAUGGAAGGGAAGGGAAGACGUCUGAACUAGUACAAAGUGAAAAGAGAAAGGCUUCGGAUGGAUUGACAAGCGCAAUUAGUGCUUUGUCGAAGAAAGCAAAAGUGAGUGUACUCGAAAAAACAGCGCAGGAUUGGGGAGCUUUCAAAAAUGAGACAGGAAUUCAGGAAGAACUGACCAGUCAUAACCGAGGGAAGAAAGGUUAUGUUGAUCGUGUGGAAUUUUUAUCUCGAACAGAUUAUCGACAGUUUGAAAUCGAACGUGAUGCUCGUAAUGCUGCUCGUAAGAAGAAAUAAUUUGUUCUAGUCACAAUUGGCUUUAGUUAAAAUUCAUCACAGGUUCUUGUGAUCUCAUGAGCGAGGAAAGCAAUCAGCCUUACGAUUUCUAUGGCAACGAUGAUCUUUUGGAGUUGAUUUAGUUGGUGGUAUCAUAAACGGUUAUUCAUCAGGAAAUCUGGCCUCUUUCACUGUAUGGUGCAUUUUAUUGUUUGUGGUGCAGUUCUCGACUCGAAGUUACAAUUCAGGAGGAAACGAUAUCAGAAAUUGUUCAUUGUUCAACGAUAUCAGAAUUUUAAUGCUGAUAGAUUGUACUAUUUGGAAUUACCCGGUAACACCGCACUUAGGCCUGACAUCUCCCACUGUUUUGGGACGCAGGUGAUUGCUGUCCAUUACUAUGUGUUACUUGCAUUAUUUAUUUAUAAAAAUCUAGCUUCUGAAUUGUAUGAGUCUUUCUUUUUGAAUUUUAUUUGUUUAAAUACAGUCAAUAAAUCUAGAAGUACACACUUGGUCUUUUUUUCAUUUUGUG